This is a messenger RNA of Candida tropicalis MYA-3404, 1794 nucleotides long. RefSeq lists its product as uncharacterized. NCBI's taxonomy places the organism in Eukaryota, Fungi, Ascomycota, Pichiomycetes, Serinales, Debaryomycetaceae. The record is from RefSeq and is a predicted model, not a curated record. The transcript has a single exon. The coding region runs from base 1 to 1794 and encodes 597 amino acids.
AUGGUGGGUCAUAUAAUAGAUCAAAUUAUCCAGUUGAGAGUAGAAGUAUUCAACAAAGAAAUCAAUAACAAGUUGGCCACUACUGAAUGGAUCAAUAAUGGAAUUAUCAAACUUGGAGAGUACGAGAUGAGUAAAAUGACAAAUUUCUUGAUGGAAAACGAUGAAGUUGUUAUUGGAGUGUCCAAGGUUCAAUUCUACCGUAGGAAGAAUUGGCCAAGUUCUUGGUUUUUAAUCAAUAUGGUUAGUGGAUUGAAUACAAGAUCGUACUGGUGGGUAGCAAGAAUUAAAUCCAUCAACGGAGAUUGGAAGAUACAAUGGGUGCAAAUCAUCAAGUUUAAGGAAGACCAAAAGGGAGAAGAAAACGUGAACCUUGUUGGAGUUAAUCUGGAAGAAUUAAAUUAUAAAUUCUUUAGUGAAUUAUCUACAUUCUCAUCCAACAUGAUUAUUGACCAUAUGGUAUUGGAAGAAUUGAACUUGAGAAAGGUCAGAUUUUUGAAAAUUAAAAAGAGUGAAAAGGAAGUUCUUGAUAGAUUUAAUCUUAAACUUCCCGACGAAACUGGUACCAACAGUUUACAGACAAAUGUUGAUUCCUCAUUGGGAGGAGUACAUUAUGAAUCAAUGUUGUUAAUCCAUAAUGAUGAUUUACUACCAAUUUAUAAUUCUUCAAGUAGUUUGUUUUUAAAAGUACAAUUAGUGGGAAAGAAUGAAAUGUAUUUGAAAUUGUUUGGUAAUUUAAGAAACUUGAAAAUCAAAAGUUCAAAAGAAUAUGAGUUGAAGUUGAAUUUGAAAAUUGAUGAAGUGAAUAAUUUCUUUCAAGUUGACAAUACUGUUGAUUUACUUAGUGUUAUCAAUGAAUCAAAACAGAACUUGUUAGAUUUGAUUUUUAACACAUUAAACAAACUUAAUGAAUUAAUCAAGAUUUUGGACCAGUUAAGCAGGAAUAAGAUUACUAUAUUGGAUAAUUCCAUGGACAAUAUUACCAUCAAGGUUAGUGACGACAUCAACAAUUUAGUCAUUAAGCUUCCAGAACAAGCCGAUCAUUCAAUUCAGUUAGUUGCAAAAGAGGAAACUUCUUGGGAAAUUCAAUUAAUAUUGAAAUAUUUGAAUCAAUAUUUACAUGAACACAAGUCAAGCAAUAUAUUGGGUAUAAUCAAGUAUCUUCAUGAGAUCAAUCCAAUUAUCAAUUCGAAGAAUGUAAUUGCUGAACAAAUUGAAAAGAUGAGUAAAUCCACUAUGAAAUUAGCUAAUGGAUUAAGUAAGUUGAAUUUUGAUUUGGUAUUUUUCAACUUGAAUCAUUUGCAAUUUAUUUAUUUUAUCAAUUCAACCAUUUCAAACAUGAAGAAAAUUCAAAAGGAUAAAAUCCUCAUUAAUAUCAGUUUCAAGAGCUUGAAAUUUGACCAAAAAAAGAGAGAAUUGAUUAAGAUCUCUUUGAAGGAUAAUUUAAAUCCUAAGAAUAUGAAAUUCAAGAAAUUGUUUGAAAUUAUGUUUAAGAAUAUAAAUGAAUUAAUUGUUAACAAGAAUAGUACCAAUAAAAAGAAUCCAACAAUCAAUAUUCAUCCAAUUACGACUACUACAAGUAUUGAAGAUGAUUUGAUCAAUUUUGAUGCCAAUGAUUCUGAAGAUGACGAUAACGAAAAAGAAAAAGAAAAACCAAAUGAUGCAAGUGAUAAAGAGGAAGAACAACAACAGCUGGUUUUCAUUAAAUUGAAUUAUGAUUAUUUAAUCACUAAGGAUAAUUUUGGACCAAUAAUGAAUGAAAUCACAAAAAGUUUUAUUCAAUAUUUACAAGAAUAA